CUUGGCCCUGCGUAAGGCCACGCCCCCCGGCAGCUGAGAGGUUGGUUGCGCGGCCGCCGGGGAAGGAGACGCUGCCCUUUCGCAGCUAUGGGAUCCCGGCUCCGUGGAGGGACCCUCUGGUAUGCACAUUCCCGUCUUUCCGGGCGGUGGAUGGCUCCUGGGACCCAGCCAGCAACCAGUUGAAGACGUUCUCCUUGGAAACACUCCACCCAAGGGCUCUGGCCUGGCGUGUUGGUCCUGCCAUGGCGUUCCGGAGGACUGAGGGCAUGUCCAUGAUCCAGGCCCUGGCCAUGACGGUGGCCGAGAUCCCUGUGUUCCUGUACACGACAUUUGGACAGUCUGCAUUCUCGCAGCUGCGGCUGACACCAGGCCUGCGGAAGGUCCUGUUUGCCACAGCCCUGGGGACCGUGGCCUUGGCCCUGGCCGCCCACCAGCUGAAGAGGCGAAGGCGGAAGAAGAAGCAGGUCGGCCCUGAGAUGGGAGGCGAGCAUCUGGGCACGGUGCCCCUCCCCAUCCUCAUGGCCAAGAAGACCCCAUCGGUAAAGAAAGGCUACUCCAGCCGGAGGGUACAGAGCCCCAGUAGCAAGAGCAACGACACCCUGAGUGGCAUCUCCUCCAUUGAGCCCAGCAAGCGCUCGGGCUCCUCCCACAGCUUGGCCUCGAUGGUGGCGGUGAAUGCGUCCAGCCCCACAGCUGCGUGCUCGGGACCAUGGGAUGCCAGAGGGAUGGAGGAGUCUGUGACUACCAGCGAUGGCAAUGCCGAGAGCCUCUACAUGCAAGGCAUGGAGUUAUUCGAGGAGGCUCUGCAAAAAUGGGAGCAGGCGCUGAGCGUGGGGCAGAGGGGAGACAGCGGCAGCACCCCCACACCAGGGGACGGCCUCCGGAACCCUGAGGCUGCUUCCGAAGUCCUUUCUGAGCCAGAGUCACAGCGAAGGGAGUUUGCGGAGAAGCUGGAGUCCCUGCUACACCGGGCCUACCACCUGCAGGAGGAGUUUGGGUCCACCUUCCCCUCUGACAGCCUGCUCCUGGACCUGGAGCGAACCCUCAUGCUGCCCCUGUCCGAGGGCUCGCUGCUUCUGCGGGCGGACGAUGAGGACAGCCUGAUCUCGGACGAUUCCUUCUUCUCUGCUACCGAGCUCUUUGAGUCCCUGCAGGUCGAAGAUUACCCGAUCCCACUGUCCAGGCCCGCUGCUGCCUACGAGGAGGCGCUACAGCUGGUGAAGGAGGGGAAGGUGCUCUGCCGGACCCUCAGGACAGAGCUGCUGGGCUGCUACAGUGACCAUGACUUUCUGGCCAAGCUGCAUUGUGUGCGGCAGGCGUUCGAGGGCCUCCUAGAGGACCAGAAUCACCAGCUCUUCUUCGGGGAGGUUGGCCGGCAGAUGGUGACAGGUCUGAUGACCAAGGCUGAGAAGAGCCCCAAAGGCUUCCUGGAGAGCUACGAGGAGAUGCUGAACUAUGCUCUGCGGCCGGAGACCUGGGCGACCACACGGCUGGAGCUGGAGGGCCGGGGGGUGGUGUGCAUGAGCUUCUAUGACAUCGUGCUGGACUUCAUCCUCAUGGACGCCUUCGAGGACCUGGAGAACCCCCCGUCCUCCGUGCUCGCCGUCCUGAGGAACCGCUGGCUGUCCGACAGCUUCAAGGAGACGGCCCUGGCCACUGCUUGCUGGUCAGUCCUCAAAGCCAAGAGGAGGCUGCUGAUGGUGCCUGACGGCUUCAUCUCUCAUUUCUACUCCGUAUCGGAGCAUGUUAGCCCCGUCUUGGCCUUUGGCUUCCUUGGACCCAAGCCCCAGCUCGCCGAAGUCUGUGCUUUCUUCAAGCACCAGAUCGUGCAGUACCUGAGGGACAUGUUUGACCUGGACAACGUGCGCUACACCUCGGUGCCGGCGCUGGCGGAUGACAUCUUGCAGCUGUCCCGGCGCCGCAGCGAGAUCCUGCUCGGCUACCUGGGGGCACCGGUGGCCAGCAGUGUUGGCCUGAACGGCGUGCUGCCCCGAGAGAACGGUCCCCCGGAGGAGCUGUAGCUGUGGCGGGCGCAGGCUGGGAAGGGGUGGCUGCUGGGCCUCGUCCACGUGGGUGAUGGCAGAGACAAGGUGCCUCCUCCCUCCUUUGGGUUGACAAGCAAGGGCCGGGCAUCUGUGCCAUCAGCAGCUCAGAGCCCAGGCCGUGGUAGCCAAGAGCGGUUGCCCCUGAUCUUGCCCCACCCCCAAUCAUCUGGGAAUCCCCAAGGCCUGGGGGUAAACUUCCAUGGAGAGAGAGGGAGCCCCUCGGGGCCCGUCUGACUGCCCUCAGCGGUCCCUGGGGAAGCGGAGGCUGGACCAGUGGCCAGUGGGGCCUGAGGGAGAAGAAGGUAGUGAGAGAGAGAGAGGAAGGUGUUGUGAAGAGAAUUGGGGGAGGCAGAGCUGGGGUGCCCUGGGUGUGGGACCCCAAAAGCUCCCACCAACCUAGGCUGCUGACGAGGGGCUGGGAGGGUGGAGGUGAAAGGUGGGGAUGGCAGGGCUCUGGGUGAAGGUCAUGUAUGUCCUGGGUUGAGAGGUCUCAGAAUCCAGGCCCACGGCUGGCCAGUCCCGACGACCCCCACCACCACCCGAGAGAGCUUGCAACUCAGAGAGUGAGGGUGGGGCCUCCGAGGGGCUGUGAGCACCAUGGUGGCAGCAGGCGUGGGCCGGCAGGAGAGGGGACGCAGGAGGGACUCUCCUUGUGCUCACAUCUGGGUAGGGACUGGGCACCACACAGGACAUUGUCCUCUGACAUCGCCCUCCCUGCCAGAGCCUGUCACCUCCUCCCGCUUCUGCCACCACCGGAGACAGGUGGGGCUGGUCCUGCCGCCCACCCACCUCCCUCUGUGAGCCCGGAACUCUCCGGGUGGUGCUAGGUGCUGAGCUGGAGGCUCUGACCGGGAGUCCUCUCAGGCCUAUCACCUCUGCUGCAUUGCUGGUGGCCCCGGGAGUGAGGGGCCCAGGGACCACACUGGGGGCGGUCAGGAGGUGGACGGCUGGUCCAGCCCCCCAGCCCUCACUAGGACAGGAAACGGCCCAGCACUUGGAUGCGCACAUGCUCUGGAGUCCGCACAGGGCCCGCCUCCCGCUGGUCCUGCUGAUGGAUGGAGGCAGCCACACUUGUCCCACGCCAUUUGUCCCGUCGCAGGGUCUCAGCCCUGCAGACUCACUUCUCUUAGGGCGUCUCACCUGAGCUGGGGUGUUUUAUUUAUUGCCUUAACACUUUAUUUUGAGGUUCUGCCCCGUCCAGGUUGGGAGGCCUGUGAGAGAAAUACGCUUCUCCCAGGUCUCCAUUCCCUGGAUUUGGGGACUGGCUCCUCAGGCCGGGUCCCUCUCCCUGAAUGGCAAAGGGGCCCCAGGGGUGGGGCGAUCUUGCCCAUUUGGGUGGAGAGAGGGGAGAUGGGCAAGGGAGGUAUGAGCCUCCUUUCCUCCUGGAAUCCCGCCCCUCUGCGUCCCCCUCCCCACCUUCCCGUGCUUCCCGGCCUGGAGGAGGGCUGUGCACUAACCCGUUCCGGCCCAAACCCACCCGCAGCCUCCUGGGAGGGAAGGACCGGUGGCCUCCUCCAUCCCAACAUUCCGUUCAUUUACACUUACCCUGCGCUGUGAAUGUAAUCUCGGGCCUGGCCCCGCCUACUGAUUUACUCCCGAAUCACACACAAGUGGCAUUUUUAUUUUGUCUUUGUUUACACACCCAUGCUCUGCCCCGGCACCUGAUCUGUUGCAGCUUCUAACGUCUGUGUGGUAGAGCUCUGUGCACUGACUUCGAGUCAAAUAAAUGAUCUAAAGGA
Messenger RNA from Myotis myotis, 3784 nucleotides. It is a transcript of the gene MIGA2, whose product is annotated as mitoguardin 2. Lineage: Eukaryota; Metazoa; Chordata; Mammalia; Chiroptera; Vespertilionidae. The transcript is spliced from 16 exons. Gene Ontology annotation, biological process: mitochondrial fusion. The coding region runs from base 243 to 2021 and encodes 592 amino acids. The record is from RefSeq and is a predicted model, not a curated record.